Messenger RNA from Cervus elaphus (red deer), 3221 nucleotides. It is a transcript of the gene RINL, whose product is annotated as Ras and Rab interactor like. The record is from RefSeq and is a predicted model, not a curated record. Gene Ontology annotation, cellular component: endocytic vesicle; cytosol. The transcript has 12 exons. Gene Ontology annotation, molecular function: small GTPase binding; guanyl-nucleotide exchange factor activity. Lineage: Eukaryota; Metazoa; Chordata; Mammalia; Artiodactyla; Cervidae. The coding region runs from base 304 to 1992 and encodes 562 amino acids. Gene Ontology annotation, biological process: vesicle-mediated transport.
GGGGUGAAGAGUGCUGAAAGGUGCCGAGAGCGGACUCCUGGGGCCGUGGGAGCCUCGUGUCAUGGCUGUUCCCCCUGGACUCCCAGACACCUGCCAGAGUCCCUUCUUCCAAAGCCGGGUCACCUAAGGCCUGAGCCCCCACAAAGAAGGAGGAGGGUCCAUUUCAGAUCCCCCCAGCCCCGCCUCUUCCCCUGCCAGCUCAGCUUCCUCUCUCUCUGAGGAACUUUCACUUCCUGCUACUUCAAGCCUCCCCUCGGAGAACAGAGGCCAGACCAUGGCUCCCUGGCCUCCUGCAUCCUGAGGAUGACGGCCCAGCCAGAGGACAAGGCCUCAGCAGGCCCCACGGACCAGGAGAGACUAAUCCCAUCACAGGGGAAUGGAGCUGGUGAGACCCCCUUAAGGGUCCUUGGGACCCCAGAGCCACUCCUUCGCCUUCAGAGGACAUGGGGGGUGUGGCAGAUCCCAGAGCUGGAUGCCCACAGUGCGAAAGCCCUUCUGGACCUGUGGCCAUCAGGGAGUUUCCUGGUCAUAGGACAUGAUCCCAGACAGGUCCUGGUGUUGAAGUCAGGACCUUCACCAGGGGAAGUCAACACCUACCAGAUCCAGAAGCUUCCUGGAGGUGUGUGUCUGGAAUCCUCUAAGCUCUGCAUGUCAGAUCUGCCGCAUCUCCUGGCCUUCCUAUCAGCCAGCAGGGAUGUUUUGCCCAGAACAUUGCUCUUGCCCCCUCCUACCCUGGGGCCUGGAGACCAAAACACAGAUCCUCUGCAGAUUGACAGCAUCCAACUCAACACUUCAAGGAGGGUGCUCUUCCUGGUGAACAAGCUCUACGUGGAGACCCACAGAGGAUGGGGGAUGGAGCAGACCCCGCCAGAGACAACUCCAGAGACUGCAGAGAGACAUGGUCCAGCCCCCAGGAACCCAGCCCCUCACCGUGUCUCCUGGGUGGAAGGUCCGCUCAGCCCAGAGGAACACCAUCUUAGGCCAGCUCUGGCCAGCCUGGUGGAGGAGAAGGAGGAAGAGGAGGAGGAGGAUGACAAAGAUGAAGAAGAAGGACCUGAGGAUGUGCUCACUCAGCACGUCCGGGCUUUAGCCAGGGCCCGGAGCAGCUACGUGGCCAAGCAGUUCCGAGGCUUCCGGGCGCGCCUCACCUCAGAUGCUGGGGGCCCCCACAGGCCUGGGGACCCGGCCACAGAGCUGCUUCAGGACGUCCGGCACCUCCUUACUGACCUCCAGGAUCACUUAGCAAAGGAUCCAGAUGUCAGGGCUGUCUUUGCAAGCAGGGGGCCUGGGGCCCCCCAGAAGGAGGAGGAUCUAGGCUCCGCAGUGGAGGCGGCCUUGUGCCGCGCGGUGCUGGCGCCGCUGAAGCCCGCCCUGUGGAUGCGACUCCGCACGCUCCGCGCCCCAGAGCUGCGGCAACUACGGCGGCGACAGGUAGCCCUGCGGGCGGAGGCGGGGCCUCCGGGAGCCCAGGGGGCGGGGCGUGAGAGGCGAAGCCCCGCCCCCACCCUGCGGAGCCGCAUUCACGCGCGCCUGGCGCACCUCCACGCGGCCUGCGCCCCGCGCCGCAAGGUGUCGCUCUUGCUGGCGGUGUGCAGUGACGUCUACAAGGGUCUGGCUCGUGGGGAGAACCAAGAGCCCUUGGGGGCCGACGCCUUCCUGCCAGCGCUGACAGAGGAACUGAUCUGGAGUCCAGACAUUGGGGAGACGCAGCUGGACGUAGAGUUUCUCAUGGAGCUCCUGGAUCCGGACGAACUACGGGGAGAAGCCGGGUACUACCUGACCACGUGGUUUGGGGCGCUGUACCACAUUGCCCACUACGAGCCUGACACGGCCCGCGCGCCCAAGGGGCUCAGCUCUGAGGUCCGGGCGUCUCUGCGCAAGUGGCACCGCAGGCGGACGCUGCACAAACAGAACCCUGCCGGGGACCAGGCCAAGCUGCCCUUUGAGGAACCGUGGGCGAUAGAGAUUAUGCAAGAGACCAAAGAUGGUUAGACAUCUCAGACACUUCUACCCCACAAGCAAGAUUCAGGAGGCAUUUGGGACAGCACCAACUUCUGACCCCUGUUGUUUAGAGGCAGGGGUUUCCAGGAAAAGGAAACAGGUCUGAGGAAAGAUCUCUGAACCUUUACAUUGGCUGUUCCUGUUUCCUGGAAUGCCAUUCCCUAAUUUCCACCUUGCUCCUUCCUUCCCUUCUUUCAGACCCUUAGGUAGACGUCACCUUCUUAGUGAGGCUCUCUCAGGCACCUCUGUCUAAAACUACAGCUUCUCUGACUGGAUUCUCCCUGGGGUAAACAGGAUAAUGCCCCUCCCAAGAUGUCCACCUGCUAAUACCCAUAAUCUGUGAAUAUUUUACCUUAAGUGGUAAAAGGGACUUUGAAAAGUGAUAGUGUUAGUCUCUCAGUCAUGUCCAACUCUUUGCGACCCCAUGAACUGUAGCCCCCCAGGCUCCUCUGUCCAUUGGAUUUCCCAGGCAAGAAUACUGGAGUGGAUUGCCAUUCCCUUCUCCCAGAGAUCUUCCUGACCCAGGGAUCGAACUCGGGUGUCCUACAUUGCAGGUGAAUUCUUUACCAUCAGAGCUGCCAGAGGAGCCCAAAAGGGCUUUACCAAUGUGAUUAAAUUAAGGAUCUUGCAAUGGGGAGAUUAUCCUGGAUUCAGGUGGGCCCAAUCCCCUUACAAGAGGGAGGCAGGGAGAUCAGAGUCAGAGGAAGAGACAUGAUGAUGCACACAGACGUUGGAGUGAUGUGGCUAAGAGCCAAAGAAUGUAGGCAUCCUCUAGAAGCUGAAAAAGACAAGGAAUGGAUUUUCCCAUGGAAUCUCAGAGGAGACUCAGCCUUUGACUUUGUUUUUUAAAACUGAAGUAUAGUUAAUUUACAAUGUUGUGUUAGUUUUAAGAAUAUUUAAAGAAUAUAUAUAUGUGUGUAUAUUAUAUAUAUAUUCUUCAGAUUCUUUUCCAUUACAGGUUAUCAUGAGAUGCUAAGUACAGUUCUCUGUGCUAUGCUCUUGGUCCUUGUUUACCUAUUUUACAUACAGUACUCUUACUCAGUCGCUUCAGUUGUGUCCAACUCUUUGCGAACCCAGGGACCUUAGCCUGCCAAGCACCAAGCUCUUCUGUCCAUGGGAUUCUCCAGGCAAGAAUACUGGAGUGGGUAUUUUUAAAAAUAUUUAUUUUAUUUAUUUGGCUGUGUCAGGUCUUAGUUGUGGCAUGAGGGGAUUUUUAGUUG